Molecule: messenger RNA, 1702 nt
Organism: Ctenopharyngodon idella (grass carp)
Lineage: Eukaryota; Metazoa; Chordata; Actinopteri; Cypriniformes; Xenocyprididae
Gene: ved
Product: ventrally expressed dharma/bozozok antagonist
Exons: 4
Coding region: 570-1463 (297 amino acids)
Biological process (GO): neuron projection morphogenesis; spinal cord motor neuron cell fate specification; central nervous system development
Cellular component (GO): nucleus
Molecular function (GO): sequence-specific double-stranded DNA binding
Source: RefSeq, a predicted model, not a curated record
UAGCUGAGACUGGAAGAGUUUGGUUUGUGUUGUCAACAUAUCAAGAAGACGCUGUUUUCUGCGCUGUGAAAGCAAAUCCACUUUGCUGCACUUCCAAAGGAUGAAGACUCGGGCUGAAAUUGAUACGACCCCUUCUAGCGUGGACAUAUGAAAUCACACACACACACACACACCUCAGCGAGGAGACGGGAUCAGAGAUGGUUUUAGGGAGGGGAUUACAUCUCCAGACUUACUGGUGCCAGGAGUUAAUGGGUUCACUCAAGGCCGAUUGAGACGUCUUCAUUACCACACUUGUGAAAACUGAAGGGGUGGAGAUCAGGACAGGGGAGGAUGUUUCCUUUGAUCCGGGCCGAGUGAAUUGUAAAUGAGCUGGGAUUAGCCCUAUAAAUACUUGAGCCCCAUGCUGGAGGUGUUGAUCAGUGAACCCAAAGCCACGCUUAUCAGAACACAAACACAGACCUGACUCGCUCAGUCACGGGACUCCACUUCUGGAAACAAGAACAACUGCAUUACCUUGUUUUAUACCGGAUAUUUGUCUUUCUUUGCUGGAUUUGGACACGUUCUCUGAGAUGAAGGGGCAUUUUUCCAUCGAGUGGCUUUCUCAAAGCAGCCAGGCCUUGUGUAGCUCGGCUUCCACACAUCCCUCCAACUCUUGGGACUCUCCCGGCCGGGACAGCCCGAGCACCUCCGGCACAGCCUCCGAGAGCCUUCCAGGCUUCUACAGCAGAUGGAGACCGGAAAACACGGAGGUUCAGGAGAAACGUAUGGAGCCAGCGCAGCCGGGAAACAGUUUGCUGUGUACAUCUACACAAGAGACCGAGUCAAAUGACAACAAUAUCAUCCAGCAACACACUCACGCAUCAGAACCAGGUUUCAGCAGCAGCACAGAGGAGGAGGAGACGUCAGGAUACGAGAGCGAGGGUGGGCGUUCUCUCUCACCUGGGGCCCUCAAAGAACCGGCUCCAUCUGCAUCGCCCUCUACUGGCCGCAGACCCCGAACGGCUUUCACCGCUGAGCAGAUCAACAGUCUGGAGAAAGCCUUCAAGAGAAACGCUUAUCUGGGAGCCCAGGACAAAGCUGAGCUCUGCAAAAGACUAAAUCUGUCUGAUAAACAGAUCAGAAACUGGUUCCAGAACCGACGCAUGAAGCUGAAACGGACCGUUCAGGACAGCCUCGCUCACGCCUGCCAGGCCAAGGUGGCCUCGCAUUUGAUGCAUUACUCCGACCUGCACAGUUUCCGUACCGCUCCGUAUCCAAGCUUCUACCCGGGGGUCCAGGAGAGCCCGGCACCUUACGGCUCCGGAUUCCACUACGGUCCUGCCACGGCCGGAAGCCUGCCGAGCCUGCCUGUGGAGGCCCUGUAUCAGUACAGCACCCUACAGAGUCUUCCCGUCCAUCCCAGCAACGCUUCCAUGAUGACGCCGUACCCGCCGUACCACUCUCACUUCUACAGCACACAGUGAGAGGAGAGACCGCCAACAAAACUUCAUUUCUGCCUGUUAGUCAAGGCGUUGCGUCUUAGGCUUUGUUUACAUCUUUACUUUUGUGAAUACAGGGUGAAGUGCAAUAACAAAUGUGAUCUUUUUUUAUUGUUUUGAUGAAUUAUUUAAAUAUGUUUUGUAAAUCUUGAAAAAGUUCUAUUUCGUUCAUGUCUAUGUGUACAAAAGGAGUGUAUAAAUAAAUGAUUCUCUAUUUGACUACA